This is a messenger RNA of Cydia strobilella, 2048 nucleotides long. Its product is annotated as zinc finger protein 658B-like. Gene Ontology annotation, cellular component: nucleus. Bases 94 to 1746 code for a protein of 550 amino acids. NCBI's taxonomy places the organism in Eukaryota, Metazoa, Arthropoda, Insecta, Lepidoptera, Tortricidae. Gene Ontology annotation, molecular function: DNA-binding transcription factor activity, RNA polymerase II-specific; RNA polymerase II transcription regulatory region sequence-specific DNA binding. Gene Ontology annotation, biological process: regulation of transcription by RNA polymerase II. The transcript is spliced from 11 exons. The record is from RefSeq and is a predicted model, not a curated record.
CAUUUUGUAGCUACGCACCGCAACAGAUCCACGAAAAGUGAGCCAUCCGACAGAUUAUAUAAAUAAAAUCGCAAAUUGUGUAUCUGUAUCGUAAUGGAUAAAGAGAUUUCUAGCGUUGGAACUCAGUACAUUAUCUGUGAAUGUGGUGAUAAUUUUCCAAAUGAGAAGUUCCUGAAUAUACACCUGGCGAACGAUCAUGGUGAAGUGGACAGCUUUCUAUGCGAUGAAUGCCCCGAAGCCUUCACAAGCAACAACAGCCUUAGCUACCACAAAAGAAGCCAUGAGAAGACUAGACAAGCACCCGGGAGACCCGAGACGAUCAAGACUUACAGUCGGAAGACUCCGAUAAAGAAAGAACCGGUUGUGAAGAAACCUCCGGUCCUCAAGCUCAAGAACCUGAAGAGGAUAGAUUCUAUCAGUCUGAUUGAGAAUUUGAAGUCGCUGGGAGGGAUCAUCAAAAUAGAGCAUGUUCAAAGCGCCCCAGACCCUGACCCUGACCCUGAACCAGAGCCAGAGCCUGAGCCUGAAACCGAGCCUGUCCUUGAGGAGAUGGAUGAAGGACAGGUGGUGGUGAAGAAUGAGGCCAUGGAGGAGAAUGAGGAGACGGAGGAGAUAUACUACCAGUGUGAUGUGUGCAACUCCAUAUUCUACACAGAAUGGGACUUCAACAUCCACUACCAAAGCAAGCACGCGUUAAAACUCGAGCCCAGCUCCUCCGCCGAGCUAAUCUUGGAGCAGCAUCUCGUCAGCGACCACGGGGUUGAGGGCAUCAAGACGGAGGCCGAAACUGAAGACACGGCUUAUUACUACGAGUGUGAGCUGUGCCACAAAAUCUUCGCCAGCGAGAAGUAUUUCAACGUCCACUACAACAAGACGCACAGCGGCGUCCUGCUGCCGGUCACUGAGGAGGACGAGAUAAUAGAAGAACAAUCCCAGGAGCCUGCGCCCGCACCGGAGACCAAACCCAAGGCCCCCGAGCAGGUCAUCUACUAUAAAUGUGACCUGUGCAAAAUCCUGUACCCGAGCGAAAAGGCCUACAACUUGCACUUCGACAAGAAGCACGGUGGGCAAAGUUGCCAGGAUGCCCAGACCACAGGCUUCCAGCUGUUGGAGCAAGAGCUCGCAGAAAGUUAUGGGGUCACAGUGCCUCUGGAGGUGUUCUCUUGUGAAUUCUGCUCAAAAACCUAUACGAUGAAGCGCUCCUUCCAACUCCACCGCAAGCGAGUGCACGCAGAGGAGCUCCGCUCACACGCGGAGCAGGGCAGGGCCGCCAACAGGAGCAAGGUGUGCGACGUGUGCGGCCGCGCUUACAACUCUAACGCAGCGCUGCGCUACCACCAGCGCCGCCACACCGGGGAGAAACCCUACGCCUGCACCAUCUGCCCCAAGAAGUUCACAAUGCCCAUGUUUCUGCAGAUCCACAUGAGAACACACACGGGGGAGAAGCCAUACGAAUGCCCUCACUGUCCCAAAGCUUUCACCAACAAAGCGGCGCUCAUCAGACACGAUCGGGUCCACACCGGUGUGAAACCCUACCAAUGCCCUGAAUGCGGUAAACUGUUCACGCAGUCCAACUCGAUGAAGCUGCACGUGAGCACCGUGCACCUCAAGCUGCCGGCGCCCUACAAGAGCCGGAGCCGCCGCGACCGCAGCGAGGCGCGCGCGCGGCAGAGGGCUAACAAGUCGCACCACGCCCACGCCGAGGGGGAGGGGGAGGGGGAGGAGGAACUCGUUUUAGGGGAAUAGACUUUCACACUAUUCUGAAAUGAAGUUUGUAAUUAAACCUUUGUGACAAAACCUUCAAGUAAAGAGCGUACUCCCAUCUUAAAGGCCGGCAACGCACUUACAACCCCUAGCUCUGGUGUUGCGGGUGUCCAUGGGCGGCGGCAAUCGCUUACCAUCGGGUGAUCCGUCUGCUCGUUUGCCUCAUAUAUCAUUUAAAAAAAAACGGGAAUAUACUUAACAGUCACCAUCAAAUGGGAACGGCCAAGGGGGCGUCCAUUAAUUACGUGAGACGUUCAGAGUGGAGGGGGUCAAGCCGAUAUCAC